GCCGCGCCUUCCCCUGGCGGCCGCGCCCCGUCUCACACGUGCUGCACGCCGCCGCGCUCGUCGCCGCAGACGGCACCACCACCGCCUUCCGGGACGUCGACGCCACCAUCGCCGGGCUCUACUUCUCCGCGCACUGGUGCCCGCCGUGCAAGGCGUUCACGCCGCAGCUGGUGGAGACCUACCACAAGGUGCGAGCCCGCGGCCACCGCUUCCAGGUCAUCUUCGUCAGCUCGGACCGGAGCGCCGAGAGCUUCGAGUCGUACCUGUCGACGAUGCCGUGGCUGGCGGUGGCCUACGAGGAGGCGGAGACGCGUCGCGAGCUGGCGGCGCUGCUGCGCGUCCAGGGCAUCCCGGCGCUGGUGCUGCUGCACGCCGCCGACGGCAGCGUCAUCACCGACGACGGCCGCGCGCUCGUCAACGACGACCCGGACGGGCUGGAAUUCCCAUGGCAACCAAAGUUGGUGAACAUCUUGACAGAGAGGUAUGCUGCAAGAAUACAUGACCAUCCAGCUAUUAUCCUAUUUGUUGAGGGGGAAGAAAGUGAAAUGGAGUUUGCCGAAGCUGUUCUGUUGCCUGCAGCUGAGGAAUAUGAUGCAGAGCACCGGCUUGAUGACACUGAAGAUAGACUCCAGUUUUUCAUUGGUUGUGAUAGUGAUACGAGUGACUUACUCCGUGAACUGGUGGGCAUUGAUGAUGCUGUACCCCUACUUGCUGCUGUGGACAUUCCUAGUGGAAGACUGGCGGUUAUGGAAGAUGGUGCUGAGAUAACUGAGGACUCUGUCCGGCAGUUUGUUGCAGCUUUCUGUGAUGGCUCUUUACCCACGGUUGAUAUAGGAUCUCCACAGGAUCAGGAAGAGGGACAACUUGUAGAGAUAGGGCAGUGUUAGAAAUAGAAUCAGCAAAAAACCUUUUGGAUACACAAUGUAACUACAGAUAUAACUGAAUCGUGUGACUUUGAGCUGAGUAUUCCAGAGGCAAGUAAAUCAGAUCAACAGUAAAAUUAUGCAGCAAGAAAAAGUACAUACGAUUAAUGGACAGCAUUUCAUAAGAUUUUAUUACAAAUACUGGAUUAUACUGCUCUAUAAGCUUAUCUUAACACUCUUUGACAUAUGAAAAUAUCUUUUACAGUAAAAUGUCUUUCACAAUAAAAUGAAAGAAUUAAGCUUAGACAGUAGUACGGUAACAUGGCAAAAUGAAUAAGGCAUGUUUCGGUAAUCCAAAAUUCAGUCAAGUUUAUUUUUAAUUACAGAAGAAUGAGAUCGAUGAUCGUUAAUGGCUGAAAUGCAGUUAAAUGACAAAAAAUUGUUUCUCUUUCUUAGGAGUAAUAAGGUAUAUUAACGCCUUUGGUAAGCAAGGAAUCAUAGUAAUAAAUCCAGAAUAAACUUUCAGUAACAUUAUAAAAUUUUAGUUAUUUCAUACCACAAACAAGAAGACUAUUUAAACAAUGUAGCCCAUAAUUAUAAAAUUGCAAAUGUUAACAACAGAUACAGUAUUUUAAAAUGUUUAUUUUAAUGAAUUCUUUUAUAAAUGAACCAAAAUAUAUGUACCAAAGAUAUCUAUAAAGGAUGCUAUAGCACUGUCAGUGAUAUUAGCUGCUGUCUUCUACAUUCAUGUUGCAUCAUGAUUUUCAAAUGAGAUAUUUCAGACAUAGUUGUAGCCAUCUUUCAGUUUUCUACAUGAAUGGGACUCCAUGACAUUUGUAAGGAAUGGAAUAAAAGUAUCAUCUUUAAAA
Molecule: messenger RNA, 1732 nt
Organism: Schistocerca cancellata (South American locust)
Lineage: Eukaryota; Metazoa; Arthropoda; Insecta; Orthoptera; Acrididae
Product: nucleoredoxin-like
Exons: 6
Coding region: 273-887 (204 amino acids)
Source: RefSeq, a predicted model, not a curated record